AAUAUUAUUAUUAUUUUUUUUUUAAUUUUCGAAUGCAAUUAAAGAGAACUGAAAGAACCAUUCAAACCAAAGCUCAAUUUCAACAGCUAUCUUCUUUCUCUCUCUAUAGUUCUCUCUUUCUAGAGAGAGAAACUCUCGUGUAGUUUACAGAUACAGAGAUAAUGACGGGGCUGAUUAUGGUGACCAGGGGUGGUGGGUGUGCUGGUGGUGAUGAUGGUGGUAGCGGUGGUAAUGGUGGAAGUGGAAAGGGUUCAUUGAAAAGCUCAGAAGAAGACCAAAACCAACUCUCAUUGGUGACGUUUCUCUUGGCUGCUCUGAAGAAAUCUAUGGUGGCUUGUCGUGUCGAGAGAGGUGAAGAUGUAAUCUCCAGUACCGUUCAUCAGAUGGAGAUUGGAUGGCCCACUAAUGUCCGUCACAUAACCCAUGUGACCUUCGAUCGCUUCAAUGGCUUUCUGGGUCUUCCUGUUGAGUUCGAGGUUGAGAUCCCUGGUCGAGUUCCCAGUGCUAGUGCAAGCGUCUUUGGGGUCUCCGCCGAAUCAAUGCAAUGCGGUUAUGAUUCAAAAGGGAACAGUGUCCCUACUAUUCUCUUGCUAAUGCAGGAGCGCCUUUACUCGCAAGGAGGUUUAAAGGCAGAAGGAAUAUUUAGAAUAAACCCAGAAAAUAGUAAAGAGGAACAUGUGAGGGACCAACUGAACAGGGGGAAUGUGCCAGAUGACAUUGAUGUACAUUGUUUGGCUGGAUUAAUUAAAGCUUGGUUUAGAGAGCUUCCUUCAGGUGUACUAGAUGGACUUUCACCUGAACAAGUUCUCCAAUGCAACAGCGAAGAAGAGUGCGCAGAGCUUGUGAAGCAACUAAAGCCUACAGAGACAGCAUUGCUCAACUGGGCAGUUGAUCUCAUGGCUGAUGUUGUUGAGGAAGAAGAGUACAACAAAAUGAACGCCAGAAAUAUUGCUAUGGUUUUUUCUCCAAACAUGACUCAAAUGUCUGAUCCAUUGACGGCUCUGAUGCAUGCGGUUCAAGUGAUGAACUUGCUCAAGACUCUCAUCACUAAAACACUAAGAGAGCGCGAAGAGACUGCAACUUCUGGAGGAUAUUCACCCAUGUCAUCAUGCUCUUCUGAUCAUCAUAGCGAUGAAGAUUUUGAUAGUCAGCAAGAGCUGGACACUAGCAGUGAAACCAGAGGGCGUGCACCAGAUUAUGAUGAAGAUGACAAUUGCAGCCAUGGCAGUGAAGAAGAAGAUGAAGAUGAUGAUGAUGGCGGAGCUCAUUCACUCGGUGAGACAGAAGAAUGUUUUUUGAGGCAGCUGGAUCACAACAAAGCUGUUACCAUAACCAGCUCCGCUGAUCAAUCAGUCGGUGAUUUGCAACAAAACUAUGCUGCCAAUCAUGCUAAAUCUUGCACUCCCUGGAGCCACAUGGAGGACUCUGGUGUAUCUUUCAGUGAAAGCAAAGAGGAAAAUUCAGGCUUGACUACAUGUGAGGGGGAAGAAGUAGAAGACUCUGGCAAAAGCUUGGUAUGUUUUGAAAAGAGGAUUAAUGAUAAAGAGGGAUCAUCAAUAGACAGCAGCUUCUUCAAACAUGAACAAAAUCAAAACAUUGAGACUAGUAGGAGACAAUGACAAACGACCAUAGUUUGCAUUUGGUGAGAAUCUUUGAUCUGACCCAAUGCUGUUGACGUCUGAAGAAUGGUAGAAGAAUUAAUUAAUUUGCUUAGCUCUCUACUUUUGGUUUGUUUCUGUAAAUUAAGAAAUGUGUGCUGUUGUUCAGCAAAGAGGGGUUGACUGAACUAAGCAUGCAUUUCCAUUAAGCUUGUGAUUGGUCUGUGACUCGUGAGAAAUUGAAAAGGGUUUCAGCUUUGGGCUGAACCCUUACUUUACCACCUUAAGGUUCAUGAUGUGUGUACUAAUUAGGAAGGAAUUUUCUAGCCAUCGACAUUAUUUUGAUUGGAAUGAAUUAGUGUUAAGUCA
Molecule: messenger RNA, 1967 nt
Organism: Cannabis sativa
Lineage: Eukaryota; Viridiplantae; Streptophyta; Magnoliopsida; Rosales; Cannabaceae
Product: rho GTPase-activating protein 2
Exons: 4
Coding region: 162-1619 (485 amino acids)
Biological process (GO): signal transduction
Molecular function (GO): GTPase activator activity
Source: RefSeq, a predicted model, not a curated record